Messenger RNA from Scaptodrosophila lebanonensis, 3918 nucleotides. It is a transcript of the gene Glg1, whose product is annotated as Golgi apparatus protein 1. The coding region runs from base 282 to 3638 and encodes 1118 amino acids. The record is from RefSeq and is a predicted model, not a curated record. Gene Ontology annotation, cellular component: Golgi membrane. The transcript has 7 exons. Gene Ontology annotation, molecular function: fibroblast growth factor binding. Lineage: Eukaryota; Metazoa; Arthropoda; Insecta; Diptera; Drosophilidae.
UUCGAUUUGAUUUAAAAAAUCGUAUCAGUUAAAUUUGAACCGGUUGCAGUUACGGUGGCUUCGAGAGUGGCAGCCAAUUUAUUGCACUUUAUUUUCUAGCGGGUCGUUAGUACUUUACUGUUUGUUGCACUUGACGAACAAUUUUUAUAGACAAAGCGCGUCGGAUCGCGUCAAGCAGAAUUAACUAUAGCAGACUUAUUAAUAGCUUACGCAAGCAGUCUACGUUUAAAUGACCAGAAAGCGAAGCUGAGCCCAAUAACAAACAACUAUAGAGCACAAAAAUGCAAUACGAGUGUUUGCUGAUAUGCGCACUGUUAGCCGGCAAUUCGCUUGCUGGCAGUGACAUUCAGCGCCAUAGACGUGCUGCCGUUGACGUGGACAAUGGCCACGCAAAAGAACAACACACUCUUAUCGAUCUGCCGGACUGCCAGGAUCUGCGCAAGUACUGCACGCAUCAGAAGACCACGGACAAUCUUGCAAUGCUGGAAUGCGCGACCAGCUUCAGCUCCAGUCAGUUAGAGGCGUUGCCCGAUGGCUGCCAACACGCACUAUGGCUGCAACAGCGCCAGCUGCAGAGCGACAGUUGGGUGCAACAGGUUCUGCUACCCUCCUACUGCCCUGAGGAGCAGACCAACUUGUUGAGCUGUAUGAAUGCUGUCGACGUGUGGAGCUGCCUCGAAGACAAGCGCAUACUGAUGCCUUCGAGCAGUGGCUGCCAACAAGCACUGAGGCGGGCACACGCAUCGCUGGUGCCAGAACAUGCCGAUGUCGUUGAUUUCUAUAACGUUUGUAGCGAUGUAGUGGAGCAAUUGCAUUGCGGACGCAUGAAUGUGGAGCAUUUGCCAUCCGCUCUAUCCCAGCUGUCCACAGUGCAGUGUUUACAGGCUGCAGCAACCAAAACGCCAAUCGAGGGUCCUUGCAAAAUUGCCAUCAAUGUCAUUGAGCAACAGCGCGGCAUGUUAGAGCUGUUCCACACAUGUGCUGCGGAUUUGUCGGCACUUUGUCCAAAGGAACACAUUGGAACGGCCGGUGCUUACAAGUGUCUGGUCAAGCACAAGAACGAUCCAAAGCUCACUAAAAACUGUGCCUCAAAGAUAGCUCAACGUGAUCAGCAAAUGGGUCGAGACUAUCGUGUGUCGCAUGGCCUGGCCAAGGCGUGCAAAGAGGACAUCAAGCUCCACCAUUGCCGCCGUGGCGUCUCUGAAGACAAACAGGUGCGACUAGCGCAAAUUUUGUUGUGCCUGGAGUCAGUGGCCAAGAAUGGCACAAAGGUCACGUUGGCGCCUGAAUGCCUGGUGGAGAUAAGCGAUCAUCGUCGCAUGCUUUUGACUGACUAUCAGCUAUCACCAGAGCUGCUUAGCGAUUGCGCCGAUGACAUACCCAAAUUUUGUCCCGAGGAGCAUAAAGCACAGUUGGUAAAUGGUUUCACUAGCACUGGCGGGGAAAUUAUACACUGUCUGAUGGAUCAUGUACGUGCUCGACGGCCCCAACGACGUGUAACAGCCCAGUGCCAACGCGGCCUGGAAAUGCUUAUUAAGGUCAGUGAUGCUGGGGAGGACUGGCGAGUUGAUCCUGUGCUAAGACGCGCUUGCAAACCAGUGGUGGAUGUGGCCUGCAAAGAUGUUGAAGGCGGCGAGGCGCGUGUCAUGAGCUGCCUGCUGGAACACAUAGGUUCGCAAAUGAUGUUGCCCGAGUGCGAGCAGGCGCUGCUUCUAAUCGAGUACUUUGUGGCGCGAGACUUUAAAUUAGAUCCACAGUUGUAUAAGCAUUGCAAGGAUGAUGCCAUCAAAUAUUGUCGUGCCAAGCGCCACUGGGAUGAUUCACAGGAUCCCCAAAUGGAUCCCGAGCGAGGACCUAUGAUACUGCCCUGCUUGCAUCGAAUGGCUUACAAUGAGGACGAUCAACAAACGCUGCGCAAGGAUUGCUUCAAGGAGGUGAAACGUGUGAUGAGACAGCGCGCAAUAUCUGUGGAUCUUAUGCCCGAGGUAGAGGACGCCUGUCUCUCGGAUUUGUCGCUUUUCUGUGCCGAUCGCACUGAAAAGGGUGCCGAGAUGGAGUGUCUACAAAACAAACUGGAGGAACUAACGCCUGACUGCAAGGCAGCAGUUACAAAAUUUACUGAAGAAGAAGCAGGAAACAUAGAGCUCAAUCCGGUUAUAAUGGCAGUUUGUGGUCAGGCAAUGCAACAGCACUGUUCAGAUAUCCUCAAGAGUGGCAAAGACAAAGGAGAAAUGAUGGACUGUCUGGUGGCCCAUAAAAAUGAUGCUGAUCUACGUCAGGACCUUCAUUGCCACGCCGCCAUCGAACACUUUCAAAUCAUUUCGCUGAAAAGCUAUCAUUUUACCUACAAAUUCAAGGAGGCCUGUCGACCAUAUGUGACUCGAUUUUGCGCUGCCAGCGCCACCAAGAACGAGGUCGUUGCUUGUCUCAGUGAGGUGAUGCGCAAUGAUACAAUACGUGGAAAGCGACACCAAAUACCCAAGGAGUGCCGACAACAGGUCAAGUCUCAGCUAUAUCAACAACGUGAGAGUAUUGUGCUCGAUCCCAAGCUUGGCAAGGCCUGCAAACGCGAGUUAGAGAACUUCUGCUCCGAUAAAAAGGGUCCCGGUCAGGUGAAUAAAAAUGCUCUCGAGUGCUUGAUGCAACAGACACCACGUCUGGGUAUGGAUUGCCAUCACGCCAUCUUCAUGGUGAAGAAAUCCGAGCUAGCAGACAGUGAAACCGAUUAUACACUGAUUAACACCUGUAAAGAAAUGACAUACAAAUUUUGUCCAGACACCGACUCUGUCAAACUAUUGAGCUGUCUAAAAACGUACAAGGAUGAUCCACAAUUUGAUCCGCGUUGCCAUUUGGUGGUGGUCAAUCGUAUGAUAGAACAGAACACGGAUUUCCGCUUUAAUCCAACGCUGCAGAGUGCCUGUGGCAAGAAUAUUGAUCGCUACUGCUCGAAUAUUGUGGCCACGGCGCAGCCAAACGAGGAGCUCAACGGGAAGGUCAUAAAAUGUUUGAAGGCGAAGUUCCGGGAAUCUCGAUUGGAUGAGCAGUGCGCUAAGGAAAUGAUUAAAAUAUUGCAGGAGCAGGCGUUGAACUAUAAACUGAAUCCGUUGCUGCAGCAUUUUUGUAAAUCAGAAAUUCAGGAGCUAUGCAAAAUGCACAUGGACGCCGAUGAGCAUGGACAGGUAGAAGAGUGCCUCAAAACAGCCUUUUUGCAGAAGCAGCUUAUCAAUCGCGAAUGCCAGAUGGAGGUCGCCUCUCUAAUUGUAGAGGGCAAGGCAGAUAUUCACGUUGAUCCCGUACUAGAGACGGCGUGUACGGUGGAUUUGUUGCGCUACUGCUCCAAAGUUAACAGUGGAAGUGGACGCAAAUUAACAUGUCUACGGAUGCUAUUGCGGGAAACGCCGAAUUCACUCGAUCAAGACUGUCGGCAGAAGUUGCAGCAACGCAUUGAAAUGUUUAACAAUGCCGACAGUGCAUUGGGGCCGCCUGAGGACAUGCAGCAGCUAGUGCAACAGGUUGUCACAUCACCUUCGCGGAAGUAUUUCCUUGUGAUAUUGAUAAGUGCGACAGGCAUGGUCUUUUUCAUGGGAAUCUUUCUGGGACGCGCCACCAAACGUGCAAUGAGCUUAAAGAAUAAGUAGACUGUAGUGAGUAAAUAGUAGCUGAGUAGUAGCUUAAAGUCUAAAUAGUAGUCAGAAACUGAUGAUAAAACGAAUGAAUGACUUAAUUUUUGUGCUAGCAUGAAAGUAAUGAAUAGCGCUUCCUUUCCAAUGUAAAUCCCGCACAUAAUAUUUUUGUAUAUGUUUUCAUUGAGUUUUCCAUUGCGUACAGCUAUUUUCAUAAGCAAACUGUGGCUUAAUCGUUUGUAAGACCAAAAAAGUGUAUUUUGAAUUGUAUAAAUUGUGUUUUUUAUAAAUUGUA